AUGAAGUUUGUAGGCAUUUUUUCUUCCCUGGUGGUGUUAGCAGGCAAUGUGUUCGCUGCUUCUCGUACUUCGCCGCCAUCUGGGGCAAUUGUAGUUGCCAAGUCCGGAGGCCAAUACACUUCUUUGCAAGCUGCUAUCAACUCCAUUUCCACCAGUUCAACCGCCACCACAACUAUCUUUAUCCAGCCCGGAAGCUACAGCGGUCAGGUCUCGAUCCCCAGCCUAAAGGGGAAGCUCGUAGUCUAUGGCUACACCACAAACGAUCAAGACUACACGAAGAACCAGGUUACCCUGACCAACACUCUCUCCGCUGCUGCAGCUGGAAGCAACGACUUGUCUGCAACUCUUCGUGUCGCAACCAACUACUUUAGCUUGUACAAUGUCAAUCUCGUCAACGGCUUUGGCAAGGGCUCUCAGGCCCUAGCUAUUUCCGCCAAUGGCCAAUACCAGGCCUACUACGGCUGCAGCUUCGUCGGUUACCAAGACACCAUUUACACCAACAAACCUCAUCAGGUUUAUAAGAAUAGCUACAUCGAGGGAGCAACCGACUUUAUCUUUGGUAAUGAUGGUAAUGCUUGGUUUGAGAAGUGUACGAUUGCGAUCAACGGCGCUGGAUAUAUUACUGCCAGUGGACGCGACAGUGCUGAUAGCUACUGGUAUGUGAUCAACAAGGCCAAAAUCGCAGCCAAGUCCGGCUCUGGCGUGGCCAAGGAAUCGACAGUUCUUGGACGUCCAUGGAGAGAGUACGCACGUGUUGUCGUUCAAAACUCCGACCUCAGUAACGUUGUCAAGCCUGUGGGAUGGUCUGCCUGGGGAACGAACCCAACUGGCAACGUUUACUACGCUGAAUAUGGCAACACCGGAACUGGAGCAAGCGGGACUAGGGUAAGCUGGGCGAAGAAGUUGUCCAGCGCUGUCUCGAUCGAUUCGAUCCUACCUGGCUACACUUCUUGGGUCGACAUGACUUACUGGAACGCGUCAUAA
Colletotrichum truncatum is the source of this 984-nucleotide messenger RNA. Its product is annotated as pectinesterase. Gene Ontology annotation, biological process: cell wall modification; pectin catabolic process. Gene Ontology annotation, molecular function: pectinesterase activity. NCBI's taxonomy places the organism in Eukaryota, Fungi, Ascomycota, Sordariomycetes, Glomerellales, Glomerellaceae. The record is from RefSeq and is a predicted model, not a curated record.